CCCGCCCCAGUCGGGCUCCCGCCUCGGUUCAGGUAGGGGGAGGUUUGCGGGGUAAGGCCUUCACCUAGGGCGGGGCUGGAGUGGGAGUGUCAGGUCUUGGGGCUCCAUUGUCCGCGAACCCCAACUUCCGAUACAACCUGGAGCCGUUCCUGCAGCUGCAGGGGGACAAUUCCUGGGUCUGGGGGCCACCGAGGCGCUGCCCGUGACCAGCAAAGCCACCUCCUUUAUGUCGCUCCAGCCUUGUGGUCUCUGCACCUCUGCAGCUUCUAAACCCCUGCCCGUCGUGCUUCCCAGCCCCGGAGUCGGGUGUCCUGGGUAGCUUGAGGACACGGGCUGGGCAGGUGCCAAGAUCCCAAGCCCGCCGCCUCUCUACCCCCUCCCGCCGCCCGGUGCUACCCUGCUAGGCUGAGCCACUGGGUGCCAGAAGCCAGAGGCCUCCGGGAGACUACGUGCGGUCGCCUGCUCCACUUGAGCCUACGCUUUCUGCUUCAGUUGCUUUCCCAAUUGAGCGGAAAAGCCGGGGGCAUGUAGCCGGGGCCCUGGGAAGCUGGACGGUUCGGCACUGCAGCCCGGUUCGGCACUGCAGCCCGAAGCCCGCCUGUGCACUUUCCCGCCCACAGGCCGCCCAGUCGCUCUGGCUGCGGCCCCUGCCAACGUCCCCCAGGUUGGACACCAGACCUUGCGGCCCCCAGCCAGCCAGAUGGAAGCCCAGACUGACGUCGCAGGGACACUGGGUUCCCUAGGAGCCGCCCCAGGCUUAAUGAUUGUCCAGAAGGUGGCUAUAAAGGGAGCCUGGGAGGCUGGGUGGAGGAGGGAACGGAGGAAAACCUAACUCAGCAGAUCUGGACGCUGUGAGAGCCGCAAGCAAGAGCUGUGGGUUGGAGACUCUGUGUUCCAGCUCAUAGGGCCUGCUUUUUUCUACCAUGGCGGCCCAAGGCUAUGGCUAUUAUCGGGCUGUGAUCUUCUCAGCCAUGUUUGGGGGCUACAGCCUGUACUACUUCAACCGCAAGACUUUCUCCUUUGUCAUGCCAUUAUUGGUGGAAGAGAUCUCUCUGGACAAGGAUGAUUUGGGGCUCAUCACCAGCAGCCAGUCGGCAGCCUAUGCCAUCAGCAAGUUUGUGAGCGGGGUGCUGUCCGACCAGAUGAGUGCUCGCUGGCUCUUCUCUUCUGGGCUGCUCCUGGUUGGCCUGGUCAACAUAGUCUUUUCCUGGAGCUCCACAGUACCUGUCUUUGCUGCUCUCUGGUUCCUUAAUGGCCUGGCCCAGGGUCUGGGCUGGCCCCCAUGUGGGAAGGUCUUGCGGAAGUGGUUUGAGCCAUCUCAGUUUGGCACUUGGUGGGCCAUCCUGUCAACCAGCAUGAACCUGGCUGGAGGGCUGGGCCCUAUCCUGGCAACCAUCCUCGCCCAGAGCUACAGCUGGCGCAGCACGCUGGCCCUGUCUGGGGCACUGUGUGUGGCUGUCUCCUUCCUCUGUCUCCUGCUCAUCCACAAUGAACCUGCUGAUGUUGGACUCCGCAAUCUGGACCCCACCCCCUCCAAGAGCAAGAAGGGCUCCACGAAGGAGGAGAGCACCCUGCGGGAGCUGCUGCUGUCCCCCUACCUGUGGGUGCUCUCCACUGGCUACCUUGUGGUGUUUGGAGUAAAGACCUGCUGUACUGACUGGGGCCAGUUCUUCCUUAUCCAGGAGAAAGGACAGUCAGCCCUUGUGGGUAGCUCCUACAUGAGUGCCCUGGAGGUUGGGGGCCUUGUAGGCAGCAUCGCAGCUGGCUACCUGUCAGACCGGGCCAUGGCAAAGGCAGGGCUGUCCACCUACGGGAACCCUCGCCAUGGCCUGCUGCUGUUCAUGAUGGCUGGCAUGACAGUGUCCAUGUACCUCUUCCGGGUAACGGUGACCAGUGACUCCCCCAAGGAUGUUGCUUUCUGGACUCCAGCUCUUCACCCUCUUGCUGAGCUCACAGGCUUUACGGAGCAUGAGCUUUGGAUCCUGGUGCUGGGAGCUGUGUUUGGUUUCUCCUCUUAUGGUCCCAUUGCCUUGUUUGGAGUCAUAGCCAAUGAGAGUGCCCCUCCCAACUUGUGUGGCACCUCCCAUGCCAUUGUGGGACUUAUGGCCAAUGUGGGCGGCUUUCUUGCUGGGCUGCCCUUCAGCACCAUUGCCAAGCAUUACAGCUGGAGCACAGCCUUCUGGGUGGCUGAAGUGGUUUGUGCAGCCAGCACGGCUGCCUUCUUCCUCCUGCGAAACAUCCGCACCAAGAUGGGUCGGGUGCCCAAGAAGGCUGAGUGAAGAGUGAGGCUCUGGAGUACCAUCCCACCUGGCCCCACCUGGCCGUCCCCCUGCACACUGUGGGGGAAGGGAGGGAGCUGCUCUGCUAGCACUGAACCUUCGACUUUCCCUCUCUGCACCUUUUCCCUUGCCCAGGUGGUGCUGGAAGUUAGCAGUGGCUAAUGAGGUCCCAGCUCCCCAUCCUAUGCUCUAUUUAAAAGACAUUUGUCCUUGGACUCCAUUAGCUCCUAUUUCCUGCCUUUAAACAAACAGGAAACUUCUACAGUCAGGGAGCCUCCUGUACCCUUCUUCCUUUCCUGGGCCCUGUCCUGCUCCAUCCUACCCCAUCCCCACCUGAGGUGAGGCUGUCCCUGCAGUUACAAGACACUAAUGGCCCGUGACUUCUGCUCCACCCUAAGUCCUCUCAGCAGUGGACAAUUACUAUUGCCAAUACCUCAGACUCCAGGGGAAGAGAGGAGGCCAUUACUCUAAUACCCUGGGCACAGUUGGGGGGCAUGGGUGGGAGGGAAAGAUGACUUGUUAUAGAAAAUUAAAACUAGAUUUGAUACU
Messenger RNA from Lemur catta (Ring-tailed lemur), 2828 nucleotides. RefSeq names its product solute carrier family 37 member 4 (gene SLC37A4). The coding region runs from base 924 to 2279 and encodes 451 amino acids. Gene Ontology annotation, biological process: phosphate ion transmembrane transport; glucose-6-phosphate transport. The transcript has 10 exons. The record is from RefSeq and is a predicted model, not a curated record. Gene Ontology annotation, cellular component: endoplasmic reticulum membrane. NCBI's taxonomy places the organism in Eukaryota, Metazoa, Chordata, Mammalia, Primates, Lemuridae. Gene Ontology annotation, molecular function: glucose 6-phosphate:phosphate antiporter activity.